Hypanus sabinus (Atlantic stingray) is the source of this 1588-nucleotide messenger RNA. Its product is annotated as vesicle-trafficking protein SEC22b. Gene Ontology annotation, molecular function: SNAP receptor activity. The record is from RefSeq and is a predicted model, not a curated record. The transcript has 5 exons. The coding region runs from base 274 to 921 and encodes 215 amino acids. Gene Ontology annotation, biological process: retrograde vesicle-mediated transport, Golgi to endoplasmic reticulum; endoplasmic reticulum to Golgi vesicle-mediated transport; vesicle fusion with Golgi apparatus. NCBI's taxonomy places the organism in Eukaryota, Metazoa, Chordata, Chondrichthyes, Myliobatiformes, Dasyatidae. Gene Ontology annotation, cellular component: SNARE complex; ER to Golgi transport vesicle membrane; Golgi membrane.
GAGCGGGAGCUCGGGUCGGGAGGCCCCACCCUCACUCCCUCCCAUCCUCCCCGUCCGUCCCCACAACCGCUCCCUCUGCUGGUGACGGCAGCGCCGCACGAAGCCCAGGAGCUCAGUUCGAGGCCUGGUCCAGGACACCCGGAGAUCUCGGGCCGACGGGGAGAGGCUCGUGUUCCGGAGAACCCGAGGCCGAGAGCGGCCCGGUCCAGGCGCGACCCCGGGAGAAUCUGAGCUUACGGCCCAGCUGCGGGCCGGUGGGGGGACUCAGCCACGAUGGUGCUGCUGACGAUGAUCGCCCGGGUGGCCGACGGCCUGCCGCUCGCUGCCUCCAUGCAAGAGGAUGAGCAGUCUGGACGAGAUCUGCAACUUUAUCAAAGCCAGGCCAAGCAGCUUUUCCGCAAGCUCAACGAGCAGUCACCCACUCGAUGUACACUGCAAGCAGGAUCCAUGUCCUUCCACUAUGUGAUAGAGAAAGGUGUCUGCUAUUUGGUCUUAUGUGAUGCAUCAUAUUCAAAAAAACUGGCUUUUGCGUAUCUCGAGGACCUGCAGGCAGAAUUUGAUGAGCAGCAUGGAAGGAAAGUCCCAACAGUCUCCCGUCCUUACUCGUUCAUUGAAUUUGACACAUACAUUCAGAAAACAAAGAAAUCCUAUAUCGAUAGCAGAGCACGGAGAAACCUUGGCUCCAUAAACACAGAGCUGCAAGAUGUACAGAGAAUAAUGGUGGCCAAUAUUGAAGAAGUAUUGCAGCGAGGAGAAGCACUCUCAGCUUUAGACAGCAAGGCCAGCGGUCUUUCUAGCUUGUCGAAGAAGUACCGACAAGACGCCAAGUACUUGAACAUGCGUUCGACAUAUGCCAAGCUGGCAGCCGUCGCCGUUUUUGCAGUAAUGCUAAUAGUUUAUGUACGAUUCUGGUGGCUCUAAAAUUGACUGAAUGUAGUGUGGCAUGAGUGAUCUGUGCUCACUGCACCAAAUUCUGAGAGUUCCUGGAAUACACUUACUCUGAGGCCUGCAAUUUAUUGCCAGUUAGUCUGGAUAUUGGUCUGUCUUCUUUAUGUUGUAAUUACUAUGAUAUGAUAGGCCUUUAGUAUUUGGCACGAUUAAACUACAUUUACCAACAACAGAUGUUGAACUAAAGAAAUCCUUUGGAAUGUGCAUCCUAACAUCUGAAGAAUAAUAAAUGUUAAUUUUAUUUUCGGAAUCAUUAUAAAGAUUGGAAAUUUUGAAAAAUUAGCAGAAUCAUCUGCAGAGAGAAUGACCUUCUGAAAUCUGUCUGUCCACAGGCCGUGUGUGGAUUGGAGCAACUGGGCUGAAUGAAAGAUAACAUACUUUGCUGUAACUGUGUAGAAAUUGAUCUCGCUCGUACAUUGAAUAAAAUCACAUACCAUCAGAAUGGCUUUAUCAAUUAUAAGAAUGUCCACUGGUUUUAAAUGCUUGUUAGAAGAUGCUGGGAGAUCUUUCUCGUGUGUGUUUUCUCUACAACUUAAUCAAGGAACUGGAGAUCAUUACUGUACCUUCUGUACCGGUGUCUUUAUAUAGUAUGUAUACACAUCAGUUGUUAAAAAGAGAACAACUACCUGAUUUAAACGUA